This is a messenger RNA of Trichomonas vaginalis G3, 1485 nucleotides long. RefSeq names its product A-type inclusion protein-related family. Lineage: Eukaryota; Parabasalia; Trichomonadida; Trichomonadidae. Gene Ontology annotation, cellular component: centrosome; cytoplasm. The record is from RefSeq and is a predicted model, not a curated record. Bases 1 to 1485 code for a protein of 494 amino acids. Gene Ontology annotation, molecular function: microtubule binding; dynein light intermediate chain binding. The transcript has a single exon. Gene Ontology annotation, biological process: cytoplasmic microtubule organization; cytoskeleton-dependent intracellular transport.
AUGAGCGAAAAUCCUUUUUCCUCUUUAUCGAGGGAAACAUUAGAAAAGCAGCUCAUUAAUAACUUAAAACAUAUUAAAUCUCUAAAAAAGCAGAUUGAUGAAGGAAUUCAAUCCGUUGAACAAUUAGAACAGAAGAAUAAAGAAUUAAUAGAAAAUAACAACAAAUUAGUGGAUAAAAUUGCCAUAUUAGAAGAUGAGAAUGAAAAAUUGAAGCAAAGGAAUGCUGCUUCUGGAAUUGCAAACAUUGGUAAAACAAUCACUUCAAUUAUUACACAGAAAAAGAGUGAAUUAACAAUAUCAUCAAAAUUAGAUAUUACUAACUUAGUUCCUCAUAUGUAUGAAGAAUCAGAAUCUGAUUCUCCACAAAUAAAAGCUUUGAAAAUCGAAAUUGACUCUUUAAAUCAAAAAAUCAAGAAUUUAAAUCAAAAUGAAGCAUCAAUUCGUCAAUUUUCCGAUGUUUUACAGUCGAAACUUGAAGUUUCAGAAAUGGCCAAAUCAUCUUUAACAGAAAAGUGCAAUCUAUUGCAGAAAUCACUUGAUAACGCAAAUUCUGAGACAAGUGAGAUAAAUAAACUGUAUCAAACUACUAUGGCUUCAUUAUCUUCAUUACAAAAAGAAUAUCAACAGUACAGACAAAAAUCAACAGAUAUGGAGACACAAAUGCCUGCUUUACUUACAGCCCAACAAGAUCUGAAAGCUGCAAUUGAGAACAGAGACACUGCAAACGCGCAAUACGAACAUUUGAAGGAAGAAAUCAUUUCUCUUCGUGUCCAAGCUGAAGAAAAUGCAAGACAAGUUGAUCAGUAUAAAGAAGGACUCAAGAAAUCAAUGAGAAACGAUAAAGAAAAAGAUGAUAUAAUUCAGAAGUACAAACAGAAGCUUGAAGACGCUGAAUUAGAGAAAACAGAGCUACUUAAACAGAUUGAAAUAUAUAAAGAUAUUCAAACAGACCAUGAAAAGCAAGAAAAAGUAUUAAAAGACCAAAUUUCUGAAAUUCAAAAGCGAAUUGAUAGUGGAAAGGCAUCAGAAGAGACAGAAAAUAAAGUAAAGAAGAUGAAUAGGAUGCUUGAGAAAUCAAAUAUGCUUUAUGCAGAGCUACAAGAAAAAUAUGACAAAAAUGAGACAAGAGUUCGAGAAUUAGAGAAGCAAUUACAUAAAGCAAGAAUACCUGGAAUUCCUUUCGUUAAGUUUGUUGGUCCAAAAGCAACUUUUGUCCUUUAUGAUAAUGGAAUUUUUCAGGAAAACACAGAAGCUCCAUCAGUUCAGUCAUUCGUGUUUGGAUAUGCUAAUAAGAGUGAUAAAUCUGUUCAAGUUUCAGGUGAAGAACAGGCUUCUUACUCAGAACAGCUAAUGCGACAAUACUUUUUAGCAAAUGAUGAUACCCGUAAAAGCAUUAUUCCUAUUAUAAUGCAAAUACUCGGAUUUAAUGAAAGUCAAAUAAGAGCAGAAACAAAUAAGCUCAGAGGCGGAUUUAAAUUGUUUUAA